GGGUUGCAAACAACUAUUACCCACUUGUUUGUUAACCUGCCAUGGCCAUUAUUACAUAAUUCUUACAAUAAGAGAUAUAUGGUGUUGGUUGCAAAUGUUAAGAGUGCAAUUCUCUACAUGUACAAGUCACGUAGAUGAAAAUAUGACCUUCAUUUCAUUUAUGCAUAUAUUUAUACGAGGAGGAUUGCCUCUGUGGUUAUUGGGUGCAAUCAUGUUUAACUUUUAUAUGUAAUGACAAAUUAUUCGCAAUAUUAUGUGCAUUUAUAAGGCGAGCAUGUACUGCUCAUAGUCUCACGAUCACAGGACACAACUGGAAUUAACUUAUUAUUUUACAGAAAAACAUUAAAGUGAGCAGUGUAUUCAUGUGAUGUAAUGUGAUCAGUUAAAUAAUUUUAUUUUAUAAGUAAAAGUUUUUAUCGAGACAAAAAUGCUUUCCAAAUCAACGCAAACAAUGGUCUUGUCGACGAUGGGGAAGAGAUAUUUUUCUAUGAGCACGCCAAAAUCAAAGCACUUUAAAUUGGUCGUUGUGGGAGGUGGUGCUGGGGGCUGCUCUAUUGCUGCAAAAUUCGCUCGAAAAAUUGACCCGAAAUCCAUUGCUGUGAUUGAACCCGCAGACAUGCAUUACUAUCAACCGCAAUGGACGAUGGUUGGUGGUGGAAUGAAAAAGUUGGAAGAAUCUGGAAGAACGAUGGAAUCCGUACUUCCAAAAAGUAUCACAUGGCUGAAGGAAAAAGCCGUAGGAUUUUAUCCGGACAAGAAUUUGAUUCAGAUUAGUGGCAAAAAUCAAGAACCUAUUCAAUAUGAUUAUCUCGUGGUGGCAACUGGUAUCCAGUUAAAUUUCAACCAGAUCAAAGGAUUAAUCCAAGCUUUCGACACUCCUGGGGUUUGCUCGAACUAUUCGCCUUUGUACGUGAACAAGACUUUGGAAAGUAUUAAAGGAUUUAAGAAAGGGAACGCAAUCUUCACAUUUCCAAAUACGCCAAUUAAAUGUGCAGGAGCUCCGCAAAAAAUUAUGUAUAUCGCUGACAGCUAUUUUCGCAAGCACGGGAAACGACAAGAUGCAAAUGUCGUAUUUAACACAUCGUUGGGCGUCCUAUUCGGCGUAAAGAAAUAUGCAGACGCUUUGUGGGAGAUUGUGAAAAAACGCGACAUCAAAGUCAACUUGAGAACGAAUUUGGUCGAAGUAAUACCAAAAGAAAGGAAAGCAAUUUUUGAAAAUUUGGACAAGCCAGGAACAAGUGAAACGUUUGAUUAUGAAAUGCUUCACGUAACACCCCCAAUGGGGCCGCACGAUGUUAUGAAGACCAGCGCAGGUGACCUCGUUGAUCCUGCCGGUUAUGUAAAUCUGAACAAGACAACCUUACAGCAUGUCAAGUAUCAAAAUAUCUUUGGCCUGGGAGACUGUACAAAUCUGCCCACGUCCAAAACUGCGGCAGCCGUUGCCGGUCAAUGUGGCAUCCUUUCCCAAAACCUGUGGAGCGUAAUGAACGGUAAAGAUCCCUUGGGUCAGUACGACGGUUACACAUCUUGCCCCCUGGUUACCAGCUACUCGACCUGCGUCCUGGCAGAGUUUGAUUACACGAGCCAACCUUUGGAGACAUUUCCUGUCAAUCAAGCCAAAGAAAGUAGGGUAGCCUUCCAUUUGAAAAAGGACAUCAUGCCUGGAAUCUAUUGGAAUCUAAUGUUAAACGGACAUUGGAAUGGGCCAGCAGCUUUCAGAAAGAUUGCACACUUAGGAUUUGGCAAGUAGGUUGCAUUCGCGGGCGACCAAAUGGUGGGUGUGGUUGACGCUAUUAGAGGAGUGUUUUUGAUGGAAUUACAUAUCGCACUCGAAGUAAAUUAGUUGACAGGUGCUAUGCUAUUAUAAGCAAUAAAAGCACGCACGCAACAAAUUGACGUCAUAAUAACAGAAGUGAUCCACUUACGUCUAGUUGGAUCAUAUAUGUACAUACAUAGGAAAGUAUAACCUCAUUUUUUACAUGGACCGUGGUAGAUUAGACGUUAUUAUUGUAUCUGUGUGAAUGUAGCACCCAAUAUUAUCUUCUCUUUCAAGUAAACGUGAAUGAUAUACCACAAAUGUAAUUAUUUAAUGAGCAGCUAGGUACGAUACAUAUACUAAUUUUUUGUUACUAUCUGGUUGGAAUAGAUGAAUUUAAUAGAUGGACGAAUAGUGUGUUCAUUUCGUUUUUAUUGCACAUUAUUAUGAAAAUAUGAAAUUAUUCCUCGUGCGUAUGUGUGUUUUACUACAAUUCUAAUUACGCACAUAAUACAGAUAAACUUCGCAUUUUUCUGGAAAGUAGUAUUCAAAUUGGUAUGUAUAUUUACGUAUGUUUAAUACUAUUAAUUAUUAGUCAAUUACCAACCUAAAUCCAACCUUGAAUAUUGUCCAAACGUGUAAGUAUUUGUUUUCCAUGAAAAAUAUUUAGGAUUCACGCCUGAAUCAGCAAUCUAACGAUUAAAGAAAUUAUGCUGUAAGACUACAAGAGUUUAUUAUGCAUUAAGAGAAUAAAAUACGCAAUUUAAACGAC
Molecule: messenger RNA, 2528 nt
Organism: Folsomia candida
Lineage: Eukaryota; Metazoa; Arthropoda; Collembola; Entomobryomorpha; Isotomidae
Gene: Sqor
Product: sulfide:quinone oxidoreductase, mitochondrial
Exons: 8
Coding region: 428-1750 (440 amino acids)
Cellular component (GO): mitochondrion
Molecular function (GO): FAD binding; sulfide:quinone oxidoreductase activity
Source: RefSeq, a predicted model, not a curated record